UUGGCAACAGGUGUUACCACGGUAACCCGGCUUGUUAUUGUACACAAACGUCAAAUACCAAUUUUAAUUUUCCAAUAUUUGCAAAAAAGUCUGAAAAAAAAUGCGUUCGGUGCCAAAAUGGGCCGACAAAAUCCAAGACAACGAAAAAAAGGGCCAGACGAUUUACGACUUGUGUUUUAAUCCUGAUGGGAGUCAGUUGAUUGUGGCGACCGGUAAUCAUGUCCUAGUUUACGAUACUAGUGACGGUAGCCUAAUUCAGACCCUCAAAGGUCACAAAGAUAAGGUUCAUGCGGUUUCUUAUGCAAAAAACGGGCUUAAAUUUGCAAGUGGUAGUGCAGACAAGACUGUGAUUAUUUGGUCGAGUAAACUUGAAGGGUUACUGAAGUAUAGUCACAGUGACUCGGUUCAGUGUAUUUUAUUUAACCCAUUGUCCCACCAAUUGGCUUCUUGUGCCCUCACUGACUUUGCGUUCUGGAGCUCGGAACAGAAAGCCGUACAAAAGCACAAAACCAAUGUUAAGAUAAACGCCUGUUCGUGGACUAACGACGGGCAGUAUUUGGCUUUGGGGCUCAAUAAUGGGGUUAUUUCAAUCAGGAAUAAACUAGGGGAGGAGAAAGGGAGGAUUGAGCGGCCUAAUAGCCCCGCAAUUUGGGCCCUGUCUUGGAGUACGUGUAAGGAGGACCAGACCGAUGUUUUGUGUGUGGCUGAUUGGAAUAAAACUUUGGCUUUUUACACACUUGGUGGGAAAUUGGUCGGAAAGGAACGAAAUAUCGGUUAUGAGGCCUUGAGGAUUAAUUAUUUCCCCAAAGGGGAGUACAUUUUGAUCAGUGGACUUAACAAAGCUUGUGUGAUGUACACUAAAGAUGGGAUAAGACUUGACGUCAUUGGGGACCAACAAAACGCAUGGGUUUGGUGUUGUGCGGCUCAUCCUUCUGGUAAUUUCGUUGUGAUGGGGUGCCAAGAUGGUACAAUAGCCUACUAUCAAUUAAUCUUCAACACUGUUCAUGGUCUGUACAAGGAACGAUACGCAUUUCGUGAAAACAUGACCGAUGUUAUUAUACAACACUUGAUAACCGAGCAAAAAGUUCGCAUCAAGUGCCGAGAUUUGAUUAAGAAAAUUGCGAUUUAUAAACAUCGACUUGCUGUCCAAUUGCCCGAAAGAGUUGUAAUCUAUGAGUUGUAUUCGAAUGAUGCAAAUGAUAUGCAUUAUCGGGCGAAAGAGAAAAUAACACAAAAAUUGGACUGUAGUCUUUUGGUUGUGUGUACGGAACAUUUGGUUGUUUGUCAGGAGAAGAAAUUACAAAGUAUGUUUUUUUCGGGACAAAAUGAGAAAGAGUGGAAUUUUGAGAGUCCAAUUAGGUAUAUUAAAAUCAUUGGGGGGCCACCGGGCAAGGAGGGAAUGAUUUUGGGGCUUAAAAAUGGACAGGUUUGGGAGGUACAUUUAGACAACAUCCACCCCCUACUCAAGGUGACAGUUAACGGUGGUAUCCGUUGCCUUGACUUGAGCCAGAAAAAAUCCAAAUUGGCUGUAGUUGACGAAACGGGGCUUUUGCAAGUUUUUCACUCAAAAACCGGUGAAUUAUACUACCAAGAACCAGGAACAAACAGUGUGGCUUUCAAUAAUUUAUACGAAGAUAUGGUCGCAUUCAGUGGCAAUAAUUCACUUGCAAUAAAAGUAUUGGAUUUUCCAGCCCAUCGCCAAAAAAUGAUGGGUUUUGUUGUGGGUUUAUCAGGAGCGAAAGUAUUUUGUUUGAAUGGUGCAGCAAUGGUCACACUUGAAUUACCAUUAAGUGCUCCCAUGUAUCAAUAUAUUGAUAAGAAAAUGUUUGAUGAAGCUUACAAAGUUGCUUGUUUAGGUGUGACGGAUGGUGAUUGGGACGAAUUGGGUCAUUCGGCCUUGGAAGCACUCGAAUUUGAAGUUGCAAGACUAGCAUUUAUUAAAUUACAGGAUUUUCAUUAUUUGGAGUUGAUUCAAGACUUGCAAGAGCAACAAAAAAAAGGUGAAACGAAUCGUGAUGCCAUGAUUGGUGAUAUUUAUGCACAUAGAGGCAGAUUAAAAGAGGCAGCAAGGUUGUACCAAAAAGCUGGCCAGGAACAUAAAGCUUUAACCAUGUAUACAGACUUGAGAAUGUUUGAUUUAGCACAAGAAUAUCUCGGGUCGAGUGACAACACUGAUUUGAUUCGCCAAAAAGCCGAUUGGGCUAAAAACAUAAAUGAGCACAAAGCAGCCGCUGAAAUGUACUUAUCAGUCGGUGAUACGCAAUCUGCGAUUGAUAUUUACGGCGAAAAAGGAUGGAUCGAUCAACUUACCGAAUUGGGUCGUCGUCUCGACAAAGCCGAACGUUCGGCUUUAUUAUCAAUUGCCGAACAUUUGAAACGUUUAAAUCAACCUUCAUUCGCGGCUGAAAUUUAUCGCCGAUUGGGCGAUUCAGCUUCGGUUUUAUCCCUUCAUGUCGAGGCAAAAGAAUGGUCUCAAGCCUUUUCUUUAGUUCAGACACAGCCUCAAUAUAAGGCUUUGGUUUACGUACCGUAUGCUCACUGGUUGGCCGAAAACGACAAAUUUGUACAAGCACAAAAAGCGUUUUAUAAGGCCGGAAGGCCGGAUGAGGCUUUUAAAGUUUUACAACAAUUGGUUGAUAAUGCAAUUAGUGAGUGUAGGUUUCAGGAUGCUGGGUAUUACUAUUGGAUUGUUGCGAGACAGUUUCUGGAUUUGGCCAAAGAUGGCACAAACAAUCAGAGCGAAAUGUUGGAAAAUUACGAAAUAAACGAUCGCCUCGCUGGCAUUUAUUACGCUUUUCAUGCCGUCCAUCGAUAUUUAGAGGAGCCUUUUACGUCCUACAUGCCGGAAGCUUUAUUUAAUAUUUCCCGAUUUUUAAUGACUGAGACCAAUCACAACAACAGACCGAAAGGAAUUUCUCUAUUUGCAAUUUUAUACUGUCUCUCGAAACAAGCGCGCAAAUUGGGUGCAAAUAAACUCGCAAAACAGAUUUUAGACCGAAUGCAAACUCUUCGAAUUCCGCAAAAAUUUCAAGAACAAGUCGAAAUUGCAACAAUUGCGGCCCGAGCACGGCCUUAUAGCGAUCCCGAAGAAUUAUUACCGAUGUGUUAUCGUUGCUCGACUUAUAAUCCCUUAGCAAGUGCGAGUAAUAAAUGUGUGAAUUGUGGGCAAAAGUUUGUUCACUCGUACGUCAGUUUUGAAAUUUUGCCUUUGGUCGAGUUUGUCCUACAGGACGGAAUCAGCGAUAUCGAAGCGGUUCGUUUAAUUGAAACGCCGCCUAAUGAUCUCGGAAAAGAGGAAAAUUGGAAACAGGAAAUAUCGGAAUGUCGGGAAACUCUCCAAUUGGAUAUUGACGAAGAGGAUGAAAAAGAUCCGUUUACUGCAAGGCUUGAGAGUGGAUCAGGCGAUACCAAUAAUUUCUCGCCGGUUACAGUCAAUAAAAAAAUUCUUUUAGCAAUGGAUAGUAGUUCGGUUUUGAUUUGUAAAUGGGGGCCUCCUUUACGCUACCAAUUUUUCAAAAAUUUGCUCCCCGAGUUGCAAAUCACAAUGUGCAAUUCGUGUUUUAAGGCGUUUCAUGUUGAUGAUUUUGAGUUACAAUUACUACAAAAGGGUUAUUGUCCCUUUUGUCGGGCUCCGCCCGAAAAUUCGUUAAAUAGUGACUCAGUUGAUGAUUUAUUAGUGUGAGAAAAUAUAAUUGUUGUGGUUUAA
This is a messenger RNA of Tribolium castaneum (red flour beetle), 3706 nucleotides long. RefSeq names its product Outer segment 1 (gene Oseg1). The coding region runs from base 101 to 3682 and encodes 1193 amino acids. Gene Ontology annotation, biological process: protein localization to cilium; intraciliary retrograde transport; non-motile cilium assembly. The record is from RefSeq and is a predicted model, not a curated record. NCBI's taxonomy places the organism in Eukaryota, Metazoa, Arthropoda, Insecta, Coleoptera, Tenebrionidae. The transcript has 14 exons. Gene Ontology annotation, cellular component: non-motile cilium; intraciliary transport particle A. Gene Ontology annotation, molecular function: protein binding.